Cuscuta campestris is the source of this 1595-nucleotide messenger RNA. The record is from the annotation of a GenBank genome assembly. NCBI's taxonomy places the organism in Eukaryota, Viridiplantae, Streptophyta, Magnoliopsida, Solanales, Convolvulaceae.
AUACAAUAUCUUUUUUUUAUCAAUAAUUUAAUAAAAUAAAAUAAAAUAUUGUGUUUUACUUAGGAACUGAUAUUUUUGGUUGCUCCUCUGCAAGUCUGCUCCACAAAAUGGCAAGCGUACCAACAGUUAACUCCGGCGCCGGCGAGCUACUCCGGUCUCAGCUCUUCCAAGUCCUCCUCAGCCGCCGUCCACCUCAAGUUCCGCUUUCUGUGGUACCUGGAAAACCGGUUACAGAUCCUUUGUAUCAGCAAACUCCCAAGCCAGUGUUUAGUGAGGCAAUGGCAUCGUGUCCAAAGGCAGAUGUCCCCAAUUUUGAACAAUUACUCCAGGAGGAAAAUUUCUACCUCACUACCGAGGAGGGAGACCAGGGGCAAUUGCCUGUCUUGAUAUUGAGCAUGAAAGAAGUCAAUAAGACCAAAAGGCCAGCUAUUGUCUUUUUGCAUAGCACAAGUAAAUGCAAAGAGUGGCUGAGGCCACUGCUUGAGGCAUAUGCUUCGAGGGGAUAUAUGGCCAUCGCCAUUGAUUCUCGUUAUCAUGGAGAGCGGGCAAGCAGCUUGACAACCUAUCAAGAUGCCCUUGUUUCGUCAUGGAAGAAAGGAGAUACAAUGCCAUUUAUAUACGACACGGUUUGGGAUAUGAUAAAACUGGCGGAUUAUCUUACAGAAAGGGAAGAUAUUGACCCGUCAAGGAUAGGGGUCACCGGGGAAUCACUUGGAGGCAUGCAUGCUUGGUUUGCUGCUUCAGCUGACACUCGUUAUACAGUGGUUGUCCCCAUAAUCGGGGUACAGGGAUUCAGAUGGGCCAUAGAAAAUGACAAAUGGCAAGCUAGAGUGAACAGUAUCAAGGCUGUCUUUGAAGAAGCCCGGGCUGAUUUAGGCAUGGAUGAGAUUGAUAAAUAUGUCGUGGAGAAGGUGUGGGACAGAAUAGCACCAGGUUUAGCCUCAGAUUUUGAUUCACCCUACACAGUGCCAAUUAUUUCACCACGCCCUUUGCUGAUUCUUAAUGGUGAAGAAGAUCCUCGGUGUCCACUCGCUGGCUUGAAAGUUGUAAUGUCUAAAGCAAGCCAAUCUUAUGAAGAUGCACAAUGUCCUGAGCAUUUACAGGUGAUAGCGCAACCUGGAGUUGGGCAUGAAAUGACACCAUUCAUGGUAAAAGAAGCAAGUGAUUGGUUUGACAAGUUCCUCAAGCCCCUUGAGCUAAAACCUUAAGGGCUUAGUUUGGGAGGAAACUCUGCAUUACUUCAAAUUGUCAACAUGUAAAGCAAUGCGAGUACAAACUCGAGGGACAGAGACCCACUCCACCAGAUCAUACAUAGAAGCAGAUGCUCUAGCCAACAAAUGAGCAACUUGAUUUGCUGACCUUUGAAUACACGGCAAUGACAUAAAAUUAAAUUCUGAUAUCAAUUUUAAGGAAUAAAAAAAUUAUACCCUUGAAGUAUGAUAAAUCUUGUUCCCUCUUCUGGAAGACUAUUUGGUUUGGAAAAGAAAGGCAUUCCAAGAGGAGAUCAUCUUUCCAAAGAAUAUUCUUCUGAUCCCACUCGAUCUUCUCCAUAGAUGAAAGCUUUGGAGCAGUAACAAUAAAUAUUGCUAUACGUU